This is a messenger RNA of Spirodela intermedia, 1610 nucleotides long. Lineage: Eukaryota; Viridiplantae; Streptophyta; Magnoliopsida; Alismatales; Araceae. The record is from the annotation of a GenBank genome assembly.
AUGCUAUCAUCAAGGCACUAAAGCACUGGUGACAUUACCUCCUAUUGAAGGAGUUCGUGCUUUAUUCUGACCAUGAGGCCUUGAAGUAUUUGCACUCACAGUAGAAAUUGCGCGAUCGUCACGCCUACUAAGUCGAUGACCUUGAAGAUUAUACAUUCGUCAUUUGGCACAAGAAGGGAAAGGACAACAUGGUUGACGAUGUCUUGAGUCACCAAACCCACCUUCUCAAUUUGGUGAAGGUGUAGAUUACUAGAUUCAAGUCUUUAAAGGACUCAUAUGUAGAUUUCCCCGACUUUGGCCCCAUCAUCCAUGUCUUUGAGCUUGGGACAACAUGCGAGCAUCGAGACUAUCUUAUGACGGACGAAUAUCUAUUCUUUAAGAAUAGACCGUGCGUACCCCGCACUUCUCUCCGAGACUUCCUGACUUGGGAGUGUCAUGCUGGAGGUCUUGUCGACCACUUCGACCGCGACAAGACAAUCACUAUGGUAGGAUACCAAUUCUAUUGCCCGAGUUUGAGGCACAAUGUAGGGAACAUCGUUGCUCAGUGCCAUGUGUGUGCCUUCGUGAAGCAGGUCAAGAAGAACACUGGACUUUAUACGCCACUUCCUGUACCGACACGCCCUUGGGAUGAUGUCAACAUUGACUUCAUAUUAGGAGCUUAGAGAACUUGUCAAAUCUUUGGUGGGGGAAAACCUCACGACGUGGGAUCUGAUUACCCCCAUGCCAAGUUUGCCUUUAACUCUUUGGCCAACUACACCACUAGCAUGAGUCUUUUUGAGAUUCCCCUUGGCCUUGCACCCCGCAAGCCCCUAGACUUGGUGUUUGUUGACCCACGUGUUAGAGUGUCUGAGGAUGGUGUUGUAUUUACCUAGUAUUUUAGUGACUUGAAUCGACAUAUUGAUGAUAGGAUUACUAGUCAUAACGCAUUGUACAAGUAGAUUGCCGAUUUGCAUUGCCGACCCCAAAGCUUCCACGUGGGCAACCAGGUGAUGGUUAGGCUGAGAUUUGAGAGAUAUUCUCCGGGCAUGGCUACAAAGCUCCAUGCUCAUAGUGCGGGCCCGUUCCAAGUCCUUACCCAUGUAAGCGAGAAUGCCUACAUCGUCGAGAUCCCUCCAUUGUGGGGGAUUAGCUCAAUGUUUAAUGUGGCAGACUUGGCCGCAUAUCGAGCCCCACCUCCUUCUGACCAGCCUCCCUACCCCGACCCAUUCUCUGAGAGUGAGUUGGCCUUUGAGUCCACCCCCCCUGUUUUACGACCCAAUUGGCAUGAGCAGGUCGAGGAGGUAGUGCACGAGGUAAUUGGCUUUUUAGGGGAUAGAGUUUCAUGGAGGUUUCUCGUGCAUUGGCAGGGGCAUACGGCAGCGGAUGACACGUGGAUUUCGGAGGAGGAUCUCGCACGCCUGCAGCCAGACUUGAUCGAGCCCAUGCCGCUUCCAUUCACCAACUUGACGGAGUCGAGUUCUUCUGACCUCGGGAGGAUUGGUUGCGAAUGGGAACCGUCUCCACCACUACACAAGCUCGAGGUGACAGAGGAGACCCCGCCCUCACGUGUCCAGCCAGAUCAAGGAGCACGAGCAAAGACAAAGGACCAUGGGUUCCGCUAUACCACCUGA